Rhodotorula toruloides NP11 is the source of this 1032-nucleotide messenger RNA. Its product is annotated as small subunit ribosomal protein S2. Gene Ontology annotation, cellular component: ribosome; mitochondrial small ribosomal subunit. The transcript has 3 exons. Gene Ontology annotation, molecular function: structural constituent of ribosome. Gene Ontology annotation, biological process: translation. NCBI's taxonomy places the organism in Eukaryota, Fungi, Basidiomycota, Microbotryomycetes, Sporidiobolales, Sporidiobolaceae. Bases 1 to 1032 code for a protein of 343 amino acids. The record is from RefSeq and is a predicted model, not a curated record.
AUGGUCCGGGCAGCAGCGUCGGUCGCGCGGGCAGCGUCAGCGUGCACACGGGCAUCGCGCGCGCAGCCCAGCCGCGCGGUGCAGACAGACGCCGCCGCUCCCUCUUCGCCCGCACCCGCACCAGACCAGCCGGCGUUCGUCUCGCGGAGCCAGCGCGAGCACGAGGCAGCGUACAAGGCGCUCCUCGAAAAGGUUCAGCAACGGAGGGUCCAGCGCUACAACGCCGAGGUCUUUGAGAAGCUCGGGUCGACUCAGAACCGCCACAACACCUACCAGUCGCAUCACAACGUCUCCCGACCGCCUACCCCCGUCUCCGUUACCGCAUCCCACCUCGUCGCCGCAGGGGCGCACCUCGGCCACUCCAAAGCCAACACACACCGCGCCUCCCUCCCCCUCAUCUACGGAACCCGAGCCGGCCUGUCGUACAUCGACAUCCGACAAACCCUCCCUGCACUUCGUCGAGCCGCGCAGGUGCUCAAGGGCGUCGUCGAGCGUGAUGGACGGGUCGUCUUCGUCGGGAGCUUGAAGGGAACAGAGAAGGCCGUGUUUGAGAACGCCAAGCGGCUGGGGGAGAACGGGUACGGUGUCACGAAGUGGUUGCCCGGUACGAUCUCGAAUGCGCGGGAGGUCUUCAAGUGGUGCGCGGUGCCGCAGCCUGAAGUCACCGAGGAGCAGCAGCGGGCACACGAGCAGCGGAGGGGAGGACGGCCCGGACGCCCUCUGACACCACAAAAGGUCACGCCGCUCUCGUUCAAGCCCGACCUCCUCGUCCUCCUCUCGCCUACCCUGAACGAGCACGCCAUCCGCGAGGCGACGCAGAACGAGGUCCCGACUAUCGGCAUCACGGAUACCAACCUCGACCCCCGAAUCGUCACGUAUGCCAUUCCGGCGAACGACGACUCUCCUCGGGCGGUCGAGCUGAUUGCAGGCAUCUUGGGCAUGGCGGGCAAGGACGGGUUGGCGGCCAAGGAGGCGAGGCUCAAGCGGGAAGCAGCGGCGCAGCGGUACCGCGCAGAACGGCAGGACCGGUAG